AUGGACUACUUCAACCAAGCUCAUAUACAGCAGAGCAGUGAAGAAUCUCACGAGCUUUGACCUCCACUUAGUGCUAAAGACCGUGUCAAUGAAGUCAAAAUUUUGAAAGCUGGAAUUACAAUUAAAAAUAUUUUCUUUCGACGCUUAUCAAGACGAGAAGCUUUUGCGAAAUGAAAAGAAACAAGAACAUCAUACUGGUUCCAGAAGUUUAAAUCAAUGCUUGAUGAAAUCUCGAAAGAGCGUGAUAGCUUGAUGCAGGAAAAUAGAGAUCUCUUUUUAGCGUUAAAAAAUGAAGAUAGCUCUAGUUCAGAAGAAAAUAAUACUCAUAAAUCGGAAAGAAUUUCUUUGGAACUGCCAAAUAUAGAAACUAAUACAGUUCAAGAACUUUUUUCGGAGCUAGAACAGUUUAUGGGGAUUUUAAAACAAAAGAAAUUUGUGCUGGAUAGAGAAUGGGUUAGGCUUAAAGAGGAGAAAGCAAAACGCUCGAGUAGAAGAAGGACAGAAAAAGAUGAUUUACAGCAUAAUUUAUGAAUUCCUGAGGAGAAGCUCUUUAUAUAAUUUUUCUUACUCCCCCCCCUCCGGGAGUGAACAAAACCAUUAGAAAAAUCCCUAUUUUUUGCCCAAAAACCCACCCUCCGUGAGUGAACAAAAACUUUUUUAAUAGAAAAAUUUUUUAUGGAAAAAAAAAUUUUGAUAUAUAAAUGAUAAUUAGUAUAAUGAAAUCUAGAGCUAAUUCUGUUUAAUUUUAAACGAAUUGCUUUUUAAAACAUAAAUUUUAUAAAUUAAAUUAAUAUUUGCUUUCCAAUUUUUUGUGAAUUAGGAUUUUUUUAAAUUUCGAAAAAAAAUAUUUUUUAUAAAAUUUAUAUAUAAAUAUUUUUAAAAAAAAAAAAAUUAACCCCCCUCCGUGAGUGAACAAAAUUUUUUUGUUCACUCACGGAGGGGGGGGGAGUUAAAUAAAUGUUUUUUUUUUAUUUUCAGGGGAAAAACACAUUAUUUUAGAAAAAUAUAAGGUUUUUUUUAUAAUAAAUGGACUGAUACAGCAUAUACACCAAAUUAAUGAAAGCAUUGAAGCUCAUGAAAGAAAACUGACUGAGAACUUAAUGAAUUACUCAAUGAAAUUAGAACGGCAAAGAUCACAUGAAGAUGAUGUAGAAAGAGGCCACUUCCCCACAAAAUCAGCCCAAUUCCAAAGCCCAUCCAAGCUAAGCGAAAAUCUAGACAAAUUCAAAAGCAGCCUAUUUCGUGGCUCAGACCCAACAGAUUUCUGGGCAAGUGCUCCAAAAACAGAUAUUAAUGAAAAAUUAAAAACUCUUGAACAAGAGCUAAUUAAAGAGCAGCAAAAACAAAAAGCCAACCGAGACAGACUUCAGCAAGAAUAUCAAUUAUUAGCACGAGAAAAAAAAGAAAUCAAAGUAAAAGAGGAAGAAUUAAAGGAAUAUCAAAGCUUUUUAGAAAGAGAAGGAAAACACAUUCAAAAAAGCUGGCUUGAGCUCAGCCAACUAGCUGAUUCUUUAGAAACUAAACAAGGAGCGAAGCUGAAAUGUUUGGCUGAUAAAAGAUGCCAAAGCUGGGACUGUUUUUCUAGUAAGCUAUCAGAAUCUAGCUUUAUUCAGCUUGAAGAAGGAGGAAUUAACAACAAAGGAUGAGAUGAAAAUAUUUCCCCAAAAGAAAACGAAAUUUUUGUGACUGACCAAGUAAUUCCUAAAGACUAUUUUUUCACUGAAUCGGUGUCAAAAAUUGAUCCUAUUCAUGAUAUUAAAAUUGAGCCUGAUGAAAGCUUUUCCCCUUAUAAGCCUCUUCAUUUUGAAAUUACUCAAUCUAAAAACAGCACUAUUACUGGAUUUUUGAAACAAAUAAAAAAUGAUCUUCUGAUACAAUGAAUAAAAUAUUCUCAAAAAUCAAAUUAUCGAAUUGCGUUUUAUUUAUGAAAAUAUAAUUGUUUAAAAGAUAAAAAUGAAAGCCCAAGAGAAGUUUUGUUAGAUAUAUUAUGACUAAAACGACGCAAAGAGCUUAAGGCACAAGGACUGCUUACUAUUGUAAAAAAUAUUUAGGAAAAUUACAGUAAAAAACGAAGAGAAUUCGAAACUAGUGCUUUUGCAAAAAAACAAAAAAAAUUAUUCCAAACCCAUACCCUUCGAGUUCUAAAAGCUACCACAAGGCAUUGGAGGCAGAGGAUUUUAUUUUUGAUUAAAAAAUACCUUUACAAAUGAUUCUCAAACUCACUUUCCAAUAAAUCCAGUGAGCUUUGUGUGACGUUAAAAAAUAUCCCUCCUUCUAAUCCGCCUCAAAACCAGGUUUUAAGUGUCACUACUUUAAGGGCAGAUUUAUCAAACAGCUCUGUAUUUGAUUUAAGUGCUAUCACUUUACAUGAAAAAAAUGUCGGGAUUAUUAAAUUUAUCUGCUUUUUGUCAAAAAUUCAAGGAAAGCAAGAAAGAAAUAUAAAUAUAAGAUUCAAUAAAUGGAAUGCUUCAACAAAGAAAAAAAGCUUUGAGAAUAUGAAAUCGGUACUUAAAGAGUUCGAAAAUAGGAUAUCAACAUUGAAAAUUCAAGAUACUGCAUUUAGAACUGAAAUUAUUAUACAGCAGAAAAAGCUUGAAUCUAAGCUCUCACAAAUGAAAACUGUGCUGAAAAAUUUGGCAGCUUGCAGUUCAACAAAUAAUUCCAAUGCAAAAAUUCAAUAA
This is a messenger RNA of Blepharisma stoltei, 2681 nucleotides long. The record is from the annotation of a GenBank genome assembly. NCBI's taxonomy places the organism in Eukaryota, Ciliophora, Heterotrichea, Heterotrichida, Blepharismidae.